AUGCGGGAACCAAAUGGGAGCCAAGGUGAAGGUUUUGAUUGCUUUGUAUCUGGGUGUUUUGACUUUUUUAACACAUUGCUUCAAGGGGGCUGGUUUAAACUGUUUUCCCUAUAAGGCAAGAAAUGACCAUCCCAUACUUAGUCCAGUAUUACUACAGGAGGAAUCCUAAACUAAAAUGACUUUACUGGAUAGCUCUAUCAGUUCUAAACUGUCCAGUAAGGAUCAUUCUUUAUUGAUCCAGUGUUACUACAUGAGGAAAACUAAAUGAACUCUAUCUUUCCUUUAUUUUGUGUAGUUCUGGGAAGUAAUUUCAGAUGAACAUGGGAUAGAUCCAACUGGAACAUACCAUGGAGAUUCUGAUUUACAAUUAGAACGGAUUAAUGUCUAUUACAACGAAGUAACAGGUCCGUUAUAUACCGAUUUUUCAUUGUGAGAUGUAUAAAAUAAAGCAUAUCUCAAACGUGGUGGUCGAGUGUAGGUAGUAUUCUACAAUAAGCUGCCGUGGUUUGUGUCUGGACUAUCUGAAAAAGAUAUCAAACGUAGUGGUGCAGUGUAGGUAGUCUACAAUAAGCUGUCGUGGUUUGUAAUUGUGGUAGGUCAGACGCCACAAACUCUAUUGAGCCUUAAUGUUUGCCUUUACAGGGGGUCGGUAUGUUCCUCGCGCGGUUCUCAUUGACUUGGAGCCUGGGACUAUGGACUCAGUUCGUUCCGGACCGUUUGGACAAAUCUUCCGUCCUGACAACUUUGUUUUCGGUAGGUACAUUGAUAGAAUUGCUGAUUUAUUGAUUUCUUCAUUGAUUUAUCCAUUCAUUAAUCCAUCAUUUGAGUAUAUGAUUAUUGAUUGACUAUUAAGUAUUAAUGAAACUAAGGCUACGUUUACAGUACACUGUACUGCAAGAUAGCUUUCCGUAGCGACGUGAAAAAAACUAUCCGUACCUUUUAGGAACGCUAUUUUCAGAAGAAUUAUUGCAACGGAGAGAUGUUGUUUUGUUCAGCUUCUGAAAGUUGUACAUUCCGUAUUGGAUAGGUGCUUUUUCGCGCCGCUACGGAAAGUUAUCCGAUAUAGUGUCAACGUACAGUGUCCUUAUUUACCAGACGAACUGUUUCCGUACGCGGGGACCGUACGAGCUAGAUAUUGAUAUGGCACCAUGUAAGCAACCGAGAGUCACCUUAAAUCGUUACCAAUCCCUUGUAGGUCAAAGUGGUGCGGGGAAUAACUGGGCGAAAGGCCAUUACACAGAAGGCGCUGAGAUAGUUGACUCUGUUUUGGACGUACUACGCAAAGAAGCUGAAGGCUGUGACUGCGUUCAAGGCUUUCAAUUAUUACAUUCGCUUGGCGGCGGUACGGGAUCUGGCCUCGGAACUUUGAUCAUUACGAAAAUCCGGGAAGAAUACCCCGACCGAAUAAUGAGCACUUAUAGUGUGGUGCCCUCCCCCAAGGUUUCAGAUACGGUCGUAGAACCGUACAAUGCGACCCUUUCUGUUCAUCAGCUGGUGGAGAAUACUGAUGAGUCAUUCUGUUUUGAUAACGAGGCUCUCUAUGAUAUAUGCUUUAGAACGCUGAAAUUGACUACUCCGACAUAUGGAGACCUUAAUCAUCUCGUAUCGGCCACCAUGAGUGGCGUCACGACUUGUUUACGUUUUCCAGGGCAGGUACGUGCAAGUAGUAUGUUCUCACUUGAGUGCUUGCAACACGUGCAUGUGCGUUUCACCUCAGGGGUUUGAUUUCUACAAUUUCCAGUUGUUUGUUUAUAAUUUAACCUCAGUCACAUGUGAAGAGAGUGCUUUCAGUUUAAAGUGCGACUAACCCCAAAUAUAAUUUUUGGUAUGUGUAAUAUAUUUUUGGGUCAUUCUGAGAAGAAAUGUAAUGUAUCUCUAUAGUAAAAAACCUCAUCUUGAUCAACUUUUUUACUGUCAAAGAUUCCGGAUAUGAUGUCAUUAGGUGAAUUUUUGGUACAAAAAACAAAGGAAAACUAAUUUGCAAUUCACCUAAUGACAUCGUAUCCGCAAAUUUUGACAGUGAAAAAGUUGAUCAAGAUGGGAUUUUUUAUUAGAAAGAUAUUAUACAUUUCGUCUUCGGAUGAGCCAAAUAAUCACAUACCAAAAAUCAUAUUAGUGGUUAGUCGCAAUUUAAUCCCAGCAAUACUUGCAGGUUUACUCUCGUUACUCCUCCUGUAAUAACACUCGACCAGUGAUCCCUACAUGAGAGUUCAGAAAGAACUGAUAGAGCUAUCCGGUAUAGGGAUGUUAGUUUAGUUUAGGUUUCCUCGGUAUUCCUGCUGUAGUAACACUGAACCAGUGAUCCCUACAGGACAGUUCAGAAAGAACUGAUAGAACUAUCCAGUAUAAGGAUGUUAGUUUAGUUUAGGUUUCCUUGGUAUUCCUUCUGUAGUAACACUUGACCAAUGAUCCCUACAUGACAAUUAAGAAAGAACUGAUAGAACUAUCCAGUAUAGGGAUGUUAGUUUAGUUUAGGUUUCCUUGGUAUUUCUGCUGUAGUAACACUUGACCAGUGGGAGAUGGCCUUUACAAAACAACAGAACAACUACACGACUAGGGAGAACUGUUUUGAACUGGAUAAAGUUUAGUUAUUUGUACAUUUUAUUUUGUAGUUAAACUCAGACCUACGCAAGCUAGCAGUAAACAUGGUUCCAUUUCCACGACUACAUUUCUUCAUGCCAGGUUUUGCUCCGCUUACAAGCCGUGGUUCUCAGCAAUAUCGCGCCUUGACAGUACCUGAGCUCACGCAGCAAGUUUUCGACGCGAAGAACAUGAUGGCUGCCUGUGAUCCCCGCCAUGGACGCUACCUCACGUCCGCUGUGAUGUUCCGAGGACGCAUGUCCAUGAAAGAAGUCGACGAACAAAUGCUGAAUGUCCAGAAUAAAAACAGUUCAUAUUUUGUCGAGUGGAUUCCCAACAAUAUAAAGACCGCUGUAUGUGAUAUCCCACCUCGCGGGCUCAAGAUGUCUGCUACAUUUAUUGGUAUGUGAAAUAGUGAAUGUAUCAAUAUAUAGACUGAUUCGAAAGAUAGAUGUCCAUAGGUGGGUUUCAAUAAGAAUUUCGGGCAUCUACACUCGAAAAGGUUUUGUAGUGUGAGUGAGAAUUUUUAUACAUUUAUUUAGACCUGACCAGGACAGUUGUGAAAAAUCUAACUAUAGGCACUCUGCCAGGAAUCGAACGUGCAGCCCUGUGAUUCCAGUGCAGAGUGCCCUAACCAACUGAGCUACAGAGGCCAGUUGUCGAGCUCUAACCACAAGUUCAUGUUUUUAUAUACUACAGUGAUGCCAAUGUAAUGUGAACUUUAUGCUACAGACCACAGUGAUGCCAAUGAAAUUUCUCCAUUACCAGGUAACAAUACGUCCAUUCAAGAAUUGUUCAAAAGAGUGAGCGAGCAGUUUACCGCCAUGUUUCGUCGCAAGGCUUUCUUACAUUGGUACACAGGGGAAGGAAUGGACGAAAUGGAAUUUACGGAGGUAUGAGGACAUUCAGGAGUUUCAUUUUAAUUUAAGAACCUUCAUCCUUGACAUCUAUCCUUGAUCGCGAUUUGCAAUCUUGCUACGAUUAGUAAUUGUGAUCAUUAUUCAUUAUUUACAAUAUAUAAUUUGCAAAAGAUGGUGCCAUAGUGUUUAGUGCAUGCGUUAAGUCGUUUGCGACAUACUUAGCCUAGGUUAUUUUAUCUUUACAACAAUUGUGAUAUUACUUUCUUAACUGUGUUUAUCCUAACCCACCCUGUCAACUUUCCCUGUGGGAGAAAACCAGAGCACCCGGAGAAAACCCACGACUUUCGGCAGAGCGUUGACUCACUCUUUUCACAUGAGUCCGUAGCGAAAAUCGAACCCAGGACCUCAGAGGUGAAUUAAGAUUCUUGCUCUGACGACUGAAGCCCCAGCACAGAUUAAGUAAGGAUUAGGUAUAUACUUCACCUGUGACCCCAGCACAGAUUAAGUAAGGAUUAGGUAUAUACUUCACCUGUGGCCCCAGCACAGAUUAAGUAAGGAUUAGGUAUAUAUUUCACCUGUGGCCCCAGCACAGAUUAAGUAAGGAUUAGGUAUAUACUUCACCUGUGGCCCCAGCACAAAUUAAGUAAGGAUUAGGUAUAUACUUCACCUGUGGCCCCACCACAGAUUAAGUAAGGAUUAGGUAUAUACUUCACCUGUGGCCCCACCACAGAUUAAGUAAGGAUUAGGUAUAUACUUCACCUGUGGCCCCACCACAGAUUAAGUAAGGAUUAGGUAUAUAUUUCACCUGUGGCCCCAGCACAGAUUAAGUAAGGAUUAGGUAUAUAUUUCACCUGUGGCCCCAGCACAGAUUAAGUAAGGAUUAGGUAUAUAUUUCACCUGUGGCCCCAGCACAGAUUAAGUAAGGAUUAGGUAUAUACUUCACCUGUGGCCCCAGCACAGAUUAAGUAAGGAUUAGGUAUAUAUUUCACCUGUGACCCCAGCACAGAUUAAGUAAGGAUUAGGUAUAUACUUCACCUGUGGCCCCACCACAGAUUAAGUAAGGAUUAGGUAUAUACUUCACCUGUGACCCCAGCACAGAUUAAGUAAGGAUUAGGUAUAUACUUCACCUGUGGCCCCACGGGAAAUGAACGGUGUUGUGUUUUCAGGCGGAGUCGAACAUGAAUGAUUUGGUGUCGGAGUACCAGCAAUACCAGGAUGCAACAGUGGACGAGGUAGGAGAAUAUGACGAGGAGGAGGAAGGCGAGGAGGCUUGA
Paramuricea clavata is the source of this 4714-nucleotide messenger RNA. NCBI's taxonomy places the organism in Eukaryota, Metazoa, Cnidaria, Anthozoa, Malacalcyonacea, Plexauridae. The record is from the annotation of a GenBank genome assembly.